Molecule: messenger RNA, 1020 nt
Organism: Lathyrus oleraceus (garden pea)
Lineage: Eukaryota; Viridiplantae; Streptophyta; Magnoliopsida; Fabales; Fabaceae
Product: fasciclin-like arabinogalactan protein 11
Exons: 1
Coding region: 75-839 (254 amino acids)
Biological process (GO): plant-type secondary cell wall biogenesis
Cellular component (GO): plasma membrane
Source: RefSeq, a predicted model, not a curated record
GAUUCUAUAUAACAUAUGUGUGUGACCACAUACCCUUCAUUCCACUUCUAACUAAACACAUUCUUUUCUUACCCAUGGCAAAGCUAUUCCAUUUCCUUCCUCUUUUCUGUCUCAACCUAUUGUUCAUUGUGACAUUCUUUCAAACAGUUUCAGCUCAAACUGCUAUAUCCCCAGCCCCAUCAGGACCAACAAACAUAACACAAGUCCUAGAAAAAGCAGGCCAAUUCACAACAUUCAUGAAGCUACUAAAAGCAACACAAGUAUCCGAUCGAAUCAAUUCGCAGCUCAACAAUUCAAACCAAGGCUUAACAAUCUUUGCGCCAACAGAUAAUGCAUUCUCAAGCCUAAAAUCAGGAACAUUAAACUCAAUAAGCACACAAAACCAGCUUCAGCUUUUGCAGUUUCAUAUUCUACCAACACUUUACACAAUUUCGCAGUUUCAAACUGCUAGUAACCCCUUACACACGCAAGCCGGAAACAGCGAUGAUGGAGAGUAUCCUCUUAAUGUUACUACUUCUGGAAAUCAAGUUAAUGUGACUACUGGUGUGAUUGAUACAACUGUUUCUAAUACUAUUUAUAGUGAUAACCAGCUUGCAGUUUAUCAGGUAGAUAAAGUGCUUCUUCCUAUGGCGCUUUUUGGACAAGGUCCGACGGCUGCUCCGGCUGAGGCGCCUGCACCGACUAAGCCGGAGAAAAGUGUUCGGGCUUCUGAUGCUCCGAAAGGGUCGUCGGAUAGUCCGGCUGUUGAUUCUAGUGCUGUUGGUUUGAAUGGAUAUUCAGGUGUUACAUUGUUUGCUGCUGUUUUUGCAAAUGCUGUUGUUUCUUAUUUGUGGAUGUAAGUAUUUGGCAGAAAAAAACCAUGUUAUCUUCUAUUUUAUUUUCUUUCCUUAAGGUGAGUUUGAGUUUAUUGAUCUCUUGUACUUUUGUUGUUACAAUGUGAAGAAAAUUUUGAGUGUAAUAUAAAUGAUUUUUUUUAUAUAUAAUUGAAAUAUGUAAUAUAGAAGUGAAGCCAUUUGUUUA